AUGGAGCAAAUUCAUCACAUCACAGACAUAUUAUGGCCACCAAAGUGGAGGACGGCAUUGCUUGCAGUCCAAAACAAUUCGCUUCUUCUCUUGAGCCGUUGCCUUGACUCAUCCGUCCGUCUGAAGCCUUUUCUCCGAAAAGCUCCUGCUCGCGCCGCUCGCGCCGCUCGCUCGUCGCCUCACGAGGCUCCGCGCUUUCUGACGAAGCUUCGCGACAAAAGCGGGACGUUUUCACAGUUUGAGGUUGGGAGGGAGCGGCUAGAAGGAGAUCUGGUCUUGCAGAACGGCGAAAAUAUUUUUACUUUGCAGCUGGGGUUUCCUUUUCGGACCAAGCUCACCAUUUCCGCAGCGGGUUGGACGAGGGCCAAAGUUGGCUUUGAGGGCGAUGAGAUCCUCUCGUCCAACUAUGUGGAAGUUGGCAUCCAGCUCCCGAAGGUACCAGGCCUCACCAACAUCAUGGAGUACUUUGUGAAGAACUAUGGCACACAGUCAACGCAAGAAUGCACAGAUGCUUUGGCAAGAGCGGCAGAGCGACUGCCAGAGACACCCUUGCAAAGCAUUGAGGACACAAUGAAGGAAUUUUUAAAGCCGCUGACGGAUCCUGAAGGAAACGAAAAAAAAACUGGUAGGGAGUGGGCCUGGAAGGCCACCAACGUAGAGUUCUUCUGUUCUUCUGUUUCCCCUCUGCAUGGGGCCGUGUUCAUUCAGACCGCUCACGUUGGGAGGAGUCCAGGUGAGCUCCAUGAGUUUCACCCAACGCUCUUUUGGCAUGAUAUUUUUUAA
This is a messenger RNA of Durusdinium trenchii, 783 nucleotides long. NCBI's taxonomy places the organism in Eukaryota, Dinophyceae, Suessiales, Symbiodiniaceae. The record is from the annotation of a GenBank genome assembly.